This is a messenger RNA of Oncorhynchus nerka (sockeye salmon), 2493 nucleotides long. RefSeq names its product tyrosine-protein kinase ZAP-70-like. NCBI's taxonomy places the organism in Eukaryota, Metazoa, Chordata, Actinopteri, Salmoniformes, Salmonidae. The coding region runs from base 276 to 2108 and encodes 610 amino acids. The transcript has 14 exons. Gene Ontology annotation, molecular function: ATP binding; non-membrane spanning protein tyrosine kinase activity. Gene Ontology annotation, biological process: protein phosphorylation; intracellular signal transduction. Gene Ontology annotation, cellular component: cytoplasm. The record is from RefSeq and is a predicted model, not a curated record.
CCGUCACAGACUCACUGCUGGAGGGUCGUGGUGGCAGGCUACAGGUGGAGACAAGAAGAUUGGGGCUGCUGUUUCAGAUGGCUGUAUAGAGAACUGCUGUCACUUCAUGUAGCUGAGGCUCAGCUACUCUCUCUCUGAGGCCAACCUGUCUAGCGUUGACUUCUCUUCCCUUGGUUCCAGUUAAAUAGUUUAUGAUCUUUAACCAGGAGCCUCCAACCAUCUCCAACCCUUUUAACUGAGGAGUCUUCCCUCGUACUGCCUGAGGAGACUCAGACAUGGCGACAGACCCUGCGGCAGAGCUGCCUUUCUUCUACGGCAGCAUCAGUCGUUCGGAGGCUGAGGAGCACCUGAAGCUGGCAGGCAUGGCCGACGGGCUGUUCCUGCUGCGCCAGUGUCUGCGGAGCCUGGGCGGCUACGUGGUCUCUCUGGUGUGGAACGUGGAGUUCCACCACUACUCCGUGGAGAAACAGCUCAACAGCACCUACUGUAUUGCAGGUGGAAAGCCCCACUGUGGUCCAGCGGAGCUCUGUGAGUUUUACAGUAAUGAUUCAGAUGGCCUGGUGUGCACCCUGAGGAAGCCCUGUCUGCGCUCCCCAGACAACCCCAUCAGAGCAGGCGUCUUUGAUAACCUGAGGGACAACAUGCUGAGGGAGUAUGUACGACAGACCUGGAACCUGGAGGGGGAGGCCAUGGAGCAGGCUAUCAUCAGCCAGGCUCCACAGCUGGAGAAGCUGAUCGCCACCACCGCCCAUGAGAGGAUGCCCUGGUACCACAGCAAGAUACCUCGCCAGGAAGGGGAGAGGCGGCUCUACUCCGGGGCACAGCCAGAUGGAAAGUUCCUAGUCAGAGACAGGGAAGAGUCUGGAACCUUUGCCCUUUCUUUGAUGUAUGGAAAAACGACCUACCAUUACCAGAUCCUACAUGACAAAUCAGGGAAGUACUCCAUGCCAGAGGGAACCAAAUUUGACACUGUGUGGCAGCUGGUUGAGUAUCUGAAGAUGAAACCUGAUGGGCUAGUGACAGUUCUGAGGGAACCGUGUGUGAACCGCAACAACGCCAAACAGACUCCUGUUGUGCCCUCGGGGAGGCGGCCCAGAACAAAUGGAUACACACCGCCACCUGGAGUACCUCUGGGGGGCUCCAAGGAAAUCAAGACUUCCCCCCCCACAGACCGUCCGAUGUUGCCCAUGGACUGCAGUGAAUUUGUCAACCCUUACCAUGACCCCAAUGACCUGAAGAAGUUCUUCAUCAAUAGGGAUCAGCUGAUGAUUGACGAGGUGGAGCUCGGCUCGGGAAACUUUGGCUGUGUCAAGAAAGGAGUCUUCAAAACAAAUAAGGGCCACACUGAUGUGGCCAUCAAGGUGCUGAAGAGUGAGAAUGAGAAGCUGGUGAAAGAUGAGAUGAUGAGGGAGGCGGAGAUCAUGCACCAGCUGAGUAACCCUUACAUCGUCCGCAUGCUGGGACUCUGCCAGGCUGAGUGCCUGAUGCUGGUGAUGGAGAUGGCUUCUGUUGGGCCACUCAACAAGUUCCUCUCCACCAAUAAGGAUAAGGUCACAGUGGAGAACAUUGUGGGUCUGAUGCACCAGGUGUCUAUGGGAAUGAAGUACCUGGAGGAGAAGAACUUUGUGCACAGAGACCUGGCAGCUCGCAACGUCCUGCUGGUCAACCAACAGUUUGCCAAGAUCAGUGACUUUGGUCUGUCCAAGGCUUUGGGUGCUGAUGACAACUAUUACAAGGCACGCACAGCAGGAAAAUGGCCGCUGAAGUGGUAUGCUCCAGAAUGCAUGAACUUCCACAAGUUCUCCAGCAAGAGUGAUGUCUGGAGCUUUGGUGUCACCAUGUGGGAAGCCUUUUCUUACGGAGGAAAACCAUACAAGAAAAUGAAAGGUCCGGAGGUGAACAGUUUCAUUGCCAGUGGGAGCCGGAUGGAAUGUCCGUCUGGAUGUCCAGAUAGAAUGUAUACACUGAUGAAGGACUGCUGGACAUACAAACACGAGGACCGGCCAGGCUUUGUGAAGGUGGAGGAGUGCAUGCGAGUCUUUUAUUACUCCAUAUCCAACAAAACUCCUCCUGAGGUGACCGCAGACGCUGCUAAGCAUCUCAAGUAGACCAGAGACAACAGACACUCUGUCCCCCCGCCAUACAAUGGAUUCUUUGAGAUAGACAAAGAGAUUCUUAUGAACUAGUCUGUGCACUAGCUGACAGCUUCAGCAACAGGCAGCUACAGUAAACAGCUAAACAAGCCUUAUUGACACAAAUGUGAGUUUGUAAUUAAAGUCAUUCUUGUGAGGAUGCUCCUCUUCUGAAAGGUAGCUCAAGACUCCAUCAUCCGAGGUUUGGAAUAGUUUGAAAGAAACGCUUCACGAAGAAUUGUGCAUGGUAAAAUUACAUUUUGAAAGUGUAAUGAUUCCUUGGUCAAAUGUGAAUUAUAUUGAAGUGCUUCAGCUCUGUAUACAUUCCUUAAUAUGUCAUGAUUAAAAAAAUGUCACAGAA